This is a messenger RNA of Olea europaea var. sylvestris, 705 nucleotides long. Its product is annotated as phylloplanin-like. Bases 28 to 480 code for a protein of 150 amino acids. The transcript is spliced from 2 exons. NCBI's taxonomy places the organism in Eukaryota, Viridiplantae, Streptophyta, Magnoliopsida, Lamiales, Oleaceae. The record is from RefSeq and is a predicted model, not a curated record.
CAAUAUUAGCAAAACUCCAAUUUCAAAAUGGCCACCAAAACUCAUUUCUUGAUUAUUCUCUCCAUUGCUAUAAUGGCUACCUCAAUUGCAGAUGCCCAAAUUCUCAAUGCCAGACUAAAUGUCACUGGGAUUGUGAAUUGUACUGUCAAUAGCACUGUUGGUGGCGCAGCACCACCUUUCCCCAAUGCUACGGUUGAGUCGCAAUGCCCUUCUGGGAAUAACAUUGCCAAUGCAACUACUAAUUCAAAUGGACAAUUUAGUAUCAGCGUGAAUGUUGCUCCAACAGUUCUCAAUAGCUUACAGACUUGCCGAAUAGUUGUUUUAACACCUCUUGCAAACUGCAAUGCUUCCCUGCCGCAUGUGGGACAUCUAGUGUCGGACGCUUUACGUAUUAAUGAAUUAUCCGUUUCCGGGACUAACGUUACCGUGGGUUUGAGUGUUGUUGGUUUAGACCUCGACGUUGGGAUCAUUACUGGUUAGUUCAUCGGAUGGUUAACUGAACAACAGCCUGCCUUGAAAUAAAUCGUAAAUGUUCUGAUUCUGAUAUAGACAGUAUGUGGUAGAAACCAUGAUUUCCUACAGAGAAAACGGUUUCUGUUCAUCCACUAAAUAAAUCCGAAAGUUUCAUGUACAAUAUUGUGGCAAUAAAUUUCAACAGCUGUUGUUCUAUUCAGUUAAAUGAAACAUAUAUAUUUAAGUAUGAUC